Aureobasidium pullulans EXF-150 is the source of this 372-nucleotide messenger RNA. RefSeq lists its product as uncharacterized. The record is from RefSeq and is a predicted model, not a curated record. The transcript is spliced from 3 exons. The coding region runs from base 1 to 372 and encodes 123 amino acids. Lineage: Eukaryota; Fungi; Ascomycota; Dothideomycetes; Dothideales; Saccotheciaceae.
AUGGUUUACACUCUCGUCGUGCACCUUUACGCCAAGGAGGACCAGGAGUCCAUCAACAAGUUGAUCGCAAAGCUCCAGGAAGCUAGCCAGGUCUACACCAACGACAAGGAGUGUCUCGGCUGGUUCGUCAUGCAAGACACCAAGGACCCCCGCGCCUUCACCAUCGUCGAGCGCUACGCACACGAAAGCAGCCAGAAAUACCAUCUCGAGAACCCUUACUGGCAGACUUUCGACAAGUACGUUAUCCCUCUGCUUGCCAAGGACAUGGACUUGCGCCGUCUGAACGAGCUCGUCGACGACAAGUCCGAACAGGUUCGCGUCGAGCAGGACCCCAAGCUGUGGGAGGAGGUCGAGAAGCACCAGACCUACUAG